Messenger RNA from Austrofundulus limnaeus, 2110 nucleotides. RefSeq names its product extracellular matrix protein 2. Gene Ontology annotation, cellular component: extracellular matrix. Gene Ontology annotation, biological process: extracellular matrix organization; positive regulation of cell-substrate adhesion. Bases 102 to 1316 code for a protein of 404 amino acids. The transcript has 8 exons. The record is from RefSeq and is a predicted model, not a curated record. Lineage: Eukaryota; Metazoa; Chordata; Actinopteri; Cyprinodontiformes; Rivulidae. Gene Ontology annotation, molecular function: collagen V binding; protein binding; heparin binding.
AGGAAGAGGAGGAAGAGGUGUGGCUGAGAGGAGAUGUGUUUCAGGUGAUCCCCAAAGAACCUGACCUCCUCCCAGCUCCCAUCCCGACACCUCCUGCUGCCAUGGAAGAGGAAGAGGAGGACGAGGAAGAGGAGGAAGACCCAGGGAGCAGAGGAGGUCUUCCUCCAGGAUGUGUCAUCUCUGAUGUCACUGUGACGUGUGAGAACAUCAAACUCACACACUUUCCUCCUCUGAGCAUCCCCGAACUGAAGUCUCUCAGUCUGGAGGGGAACAGCAUCAGCAGCAUCCCAGCAGGAGCCUUCAACGGCAUUCCCAACCUGGAAUGGAUCAAUCUGAAGAAGAACAAGCUCACCUCUGCUGGCAUUGAUGCAAAUGUCUUCAAAGGCCUGAAGAUGCUCAGACGUCUGUACCUGGACGAGAACCUUCUGGACACCGUGCCCCCAGACCUUCCCCCCACGCUGCAGGAACUAAAGAUCAGCGAGAACAAACUGAGAGGAAUAGAUGAAAACAGCUUCCAAGAUCUGAGCAGCCUGGUGACUCUGGAGCUGGAAGGAAACCUGUUAAGUGAGGGGAACGUGGAUCCUCGGGCCUUCACUCCUCUGACACAGCUCUUCUACCUCAGACUGGGAAGAAACCAUUUCCGCACCAUUCCACAGGGUCUUCCAGAGUCUUUACUGGAGCUGUAUCUGGAGAACAACCUGAUAGAGGAAAUCUCUGAGACUGUUUUCAAUCGGACUGGGAACCUGAACAUAGUUUCUCUCAGACACAACAAGCUGGAUGAGACCCGGAUCGCCUCGAUGGCUUGGUUUAAUCACAGAAACUUGGAGUCUAUUGACUUGUCCCACAACGAGUUCUACCUGGUUCCAUCCUUCCUGCCCAAAUCUUUGGUCCAUUUGGUCCUGGUGGGCAACAACAUCGAGAGGAUACCUGGUUAUGUCUUCGCCCACAUGGACCCUGGUCUGGAAUUCCUCUAUCUGUCCUUUAACAAACUGGAUGGAGAGGGAGUUGAACCCGAGUCAUUCUUCGGCGCCUAUCACUCCAUGACAGAAAUGUGUCUGGACCACAAUCAGCUGAUUUAUGUUCCCGUCGGCAUCAGCGAAAUGACCAACCUACACUUCCUUCGUCUCGACAACAACAAGAUCAGGAGUAUCUCUGACGAAAGCAUCUGUGACCCGAACCAGGGCGAGGAAACCCCUCUGGUGAGUUUGAGGAUGGAGAACAACUACCUGGACCCCCAGAAGAUCUCGCCCUCAGCCUUCUCCUGCGUCCGCUCUGCUUCCAGCGUGGUUUUAAAACCCCAGAAAACCAAAAACUAAGAACACGCUUUGGACUGAAUUCUGUCAAGAAAAGAAUGUUCAUUUCUCUCCGACUCUCCUCCUGAUGGGACAUGAACGACAUGACAAGAAUAAAAGAAAAAAAUAUAUAUAUAUAUAAUACUGUAUAUGUGUAUGAUGUACCUGCAGAGAUGUAACUGUCAAUGAUGGAAUUUGCCUUCUGGGAAAGUUCUGUCUGAUCUGUUUGGACUUCAUUUUUAAACGCGUUGUGUGUAAUAUUUUGUUCCAAACAUGCCAUUCAGAGGUUUGGUAACAUGUUCUGCCCGGUCCUGCGGUCCGGGUCGGGCUUUAGAGCGAUGACAGAACUCCUCCAGGACGCGUCGGUCUCCUUCAGUACGACUGGAAAGAAUCCCCGCAGCAGAAACUGUAAAAUACUAAUAAAAACGUGGAAAGAAUGUCUUUGCAGAGACACCGCAGAAACCUUCAUGUUCCACUUCUCAGCCAUGGUUCUGAUCCAGAAAAGGUCCAACAUGAUGUGGAGCGUGAGAGGAGUUCUUAAAGGUUCUGUAGGGUCAGGUUAAACUAAAGCAGACGUCAGGACAUGGUUUUUGUUUAUAUCCUUUGUCUCACCUCGGUGAGCAGACAGAACCUCAGCUGCGCAGAUGAAAAAAAAUAUGAGAAGCUGCUUUUAAAUUAUCUCAACAUUUUUACUCUGAUGAAUCAAAAUAAAUAAAAAUAAUACCUGGAAAUGUGUUUAUUGUCAUGUAUUCAGUCAAAUUUAGUUGUACCAAGCAGGUCAGCUGGUGGGUCAAGCUGGUUUGGUUUGGACUCUUUUG